Capsicum annuum is the source of this 1900-nucleotide messenger RNA. Its product is annotated as methyl-CpG-binding domain-containing protein 10. Gene Ontology annotation, molecular function: DNA binding. The transcript is spliced from 3 exons. The record is from RefSeq and is a predicted model, not a curated record. NCBI's taxonomy places the organism in Eukaryota, Viridiplantae, Streptophyta, Magnoliopsida, Solanales, Solanaceae. Bases 162 to 1694 code for a protein of 510 amino acids.
UGAAGUGAAUAUUAAAUCCAAUAUAAUUAAGGAAAAAAUUUGAAGUCCGUAGUUACAAAUAGAUUUGCCCCAAUUCGAAAAACUUUCCCUAUUUUUAUCUAGAAAGUUCACACUCAGAGCGGGAAAAAUCUUCACAGUUUCGAAGAAGAAGAAGAACGGAAAUGGAGAAAAACGAUGUCGUUCCGAUUGAAUUACCGGCGCCGCCUGGCUGGAAGAAGAGAUUCACUCCAAGAAAGACCAGUAAGCCUAGAAGGAAUCAUAUUGUAUUUGUUGCACCUGAUGGCGACGAAAUUACGAGUAAGAGGCAACUGGAAAAGUAUCUGAAAUCUCAUCCAGGAGGACCUCCUGCUUCUGAAUUUGAUUGGGGUACAGGGGACACUCCUAGACGAUCAAGUAGGCUGGGAGAAAAAUCUAAAGCAACAGAGACACCAGAAAGUGCUACUCCCAGUAAGAAACCAAGGAAAUCAAGUUCCAAAAAAGGAGCUAAGGAGGAUGGUGACGAGCAAGAAGCUGAGGCUGCUACUAAGAAAGAAAACAAGGGAAGUGAUGAACCGGCUUCUCCAGAUGCGGAGGAUCAAGAAGUUCAAGAUGUAGAGAUCGCCACCAAGAAGGUUCUCACAUAUGGAGACAACUUAAAGGAUGAUGAGGAGAAGACCAAUGAUGGUGAGAAUGUCCCUGAGGAGCCUCUGGCAAGUGAAGAUAAGAUGGAAAUUGUGCAAGAAAAAGAAGAAACAAUGGAUGAGGGAAACAUAGAGAAAAUGGAAAUUCAAGAAGCUGAAGAUAAACCUCUCGAUAACAGCCUCAACAAAACGCUACCAUUGAGUGUGCUUGAGGAGGAUAAGAACGAGAGUGAACCAGCUGGGACAGAUGCCUCAUCUCAUUCUGCUGAACUCAGCAAGGCAACCUCAGCUAGCAAAGAAGAAAGUGCAGAAGAAGUUCCUGCCGCUGCAGAUGCACUGAAUAUUCUUGAGGAAAAUAAGAUUGAGAGCAAACCAGCUGGGGCUGACACCUCAUCUCAUUCUGCUGAACUCAGCAAGGCCACCUCAGCUAGCCAAGAAGAAAGUGCAGCACAAGAAGUUCCUGCCGCUGUAGAUGCACUGAAUGUGCUUGAGGAAAAUAAGAUAGAGAGUAAACCAGCUGGGACUGACGCCGCAUCUCAAUCUGCUGAACUCAGCAAGGCGACAUCAGCUAGUCAAGAAGAAAGUGUAGCACAAGAAGUUCCUGCCGCUGCGGAUGCACUGAAUGUGCUAGAGGAAAAUAAGAUAGAGAGUAAACCAGCUGGGGAAGAUGCCUCAUUUCAUUCUGCUGAACUCAGCAAGGCGAUCUUAGUUUGCCAAGAAGAAAGUGUAGCACAAGAAGUUCCUGCCGCUGCAGAUGCUCUGAAUGUGCUAGAGGAAAAUAAGAUAGAGAUUAAACCAGCUGGGGAAGAUGCCUCAUUUCAUUCUGCUGAAUUCAGCAAGGGGACCUCAGCUAGCCAAGAAGAAAGUGCAGAAGAAGUUCGUGCCGCUGCGGACCCACUGGUUCAGAAUUCUAAUGAUGCUAAAAAAGUAGACGAAAAGGAGCAGUUUGACAGGGAGAUUCCAAUUGAGGAGAUCAAUGGCACAGAACCAGCUGCAACAGGUGCUAGCAACUCUGUGGAGAACUAUUCAGUGCAGCAAGAAGAGACCAUAUUCGACCAAGUCACCUCAAGUUAACCUUUUGAUAUCUUAGGACAAUACUUGUGUAUCAUCUGGCCUUCAUUUCUUCUUGGCCCUGAUUUAGGUAACUGACAAACAGCGUUAGGCAUGUUCUGCAUAUGUUGAGAAUUCCUAGCUACUGAUUUUGUAUUACAUUGUAUGCAACUAUUAUCAUCGACAUUGGUCAACUUAUAUUCUAUUAGAGGGUCUCAGGAUUUCUUGCA